GCGGCGGUGCUGAUUGCCUUGGCAUGGCGACCAGUCGUGGUGGUUGGGAGCAUGGAUUUCUCGGCACAGCCGUCGGCUUCAAAUAUUUACCGUGAAGUCUCGGCAUCACUUCCCUCUUCGGACUUUACCAUCGAGUUCUGGUAUCGGACCGGCGAUGUGGACACGUACCAGAACUUUAUUUCCGUCUGCAACGGCGGCGACAGCGGCUCGCAUCCGCUCAACAUCGGUGUGGACAGGAACAAUGUGUGCGACUUUAUGUUUGCCACGAGCCUCCACAAGGCCAACGGCCUCUGUCCCGUCGACGAAGAGUGGCAUCACAUGGCCGCGGUCAUCACGGCAUCGCCGCCGCUGGGAAGCUUGUGGAUCGAUGGUAAGCUCGCUAUGGGUCCGUACGAGGCCGUGGAGACGCUUGCCACCUCGGGCCUCACCAUCGCUCUCGGCAACGAUCUCGACGGCUCAUCGUGUAGUCCGACAGACGCCAAUCAGGCGAGUGCGGGCUUCAUGGCCGAGCUCCGCUUCUGGUCGUACGCCAUGAAUGCCGGCGACAUUGCCCGCGUCAUGGCCGGCCCGGUCUCCCCCACGGCGCCCAACCUGGUGCGGUACUACAACUUUGGGGCCGCCGACGACUUUGUCAAUCCACUGCAGAUGGCCGCGGGUAUGGCAUCGCCGCCGCCAAUGUCGCCGUACUCAAGCCGGCCCAUCUACUCGCCGAUCAGCCCGUACCAGCCGCGCAUCCCGGUGCCGGACCUCACCCCGCCAGUCCUCGCCAGGACAAUGGUCGCCGCGACCACGCCCGACAACAUCCGCUCGUGCACCGUGGUUGAUCUGAACGGCGACGGGCUGAGCGACAUUGUGGCCUCGCAAGCAACAGAAAUGAGCGUUCCAGGGCAGAACUCGCUCUUCUUUGUCCUCAGCCACGACAACGGCACCACAUCGGCGCCGAUCUUUGUCUCGGAUGGCGUCCGGCUCGCUGCUGUCGCCGCCAAAGACGUGUCUGGCAACGGCGUCCCAGACAUCUUUGUGUACAACGAGGCCAGCUCCCGAGUCGACGUCUACCUGGGCACGAUGGCAGCUGGCAAGCCGAGCUACGCAGCGGCGCCGUACACAAGCGCUAUCGCUGUAUCCACAACGACCCUCGUCCUCGUCCCGGAUCUCGACGGCGACGGGCUCGCUGACGCGCUGUAUGUCUCCGGCACUAGCCUCGGGUGGAUCAGCUUUGCGCCUAGCCCGCCAACCAGCACAACGCUUUUCGGCGCGUCGGACAUCUCGCUUGGCCUGGCUGGCGAGGUCAAGGAUACGCCGAUCAUGGCCGAUGUCAACAGCGACGGCCUCGCUGACUUGCUCUACAUCCGAGAGGUCGGCGGAUGGGAGCGGUUGUACGCGGCGGUGCGGACAACCUGGCCUGCAGUGGCCUUUGACACCGGCUCGCCCGUCGUCCUCACCACCAACACUCGCCGGAUCUACCUCGCCGAUCUCAACGGUGACGGCCUGCCGGAGAUCCUCACCUCCAAGACCCAAGCAUGGGAUGUGUGGCAGAUCAACGGCGACGUGAGCGUCAGCUACAUCUCUACCAUCAACCCGAGCAUCGCGGGCACGGCCUCGCACCUUGUCUUUACCGACGUUGACUACGAUGGCUUCGUUGACGUUGUCUUGGGCUUUAACCACGUCACUUCGGCCGUCAUCGUCUCCCUCCAGCGCGGCAAUAUGACCUUUGCUCGCGGCGCCAGCUACGGCAUCGACUCGGUCUCAGGCGCUGCCUGCAUUGGCGCCGGCGUCUUUGAGCCCAGCUCACCGCGGCAGCUUAUCUCUGGGGCGAGCAUGGCUGGCGGCGCGCUGGCGUCCGGCGACAUGGCGCUGUGGUACACCGGGCCGAUCGCCUUGUUGGACGACGCAUUGUCGGCCAUCUCAUUGGCGUCCGACUCGAGCACGUGGUGCGCGUCGGGCGAGGUGCCGGACGUUGUGGCUUCGGAUCUCAACCACGACACGGCCAUCGAUCUGCUGGUUGUCUGCAAGAGCAACGCCACGACAAUUGCGCUCUACGGCGAUGGCAGCAGUGGCUUCCUGUCACCGCGGGUGCGGACGCCUCCGCCGUCCAUGGCGGCAUUGGCGGACGUUGCGCUCGCGGACAUCAACUCGGACGGCAUGCUGGACGUGAUCGCCAUCUCGGCCGAUGGCUUGCUUGCCGUCUCGCUGUUUGUGAGCGUCAGCACUACGCCUCUGCCCGCCGAUCUCGUCACCGUCUCGACUACUGCUGCUGUCGGCACGCCGACGAGCCUAGUUACGGUCGAUGCCAAUGGUGAUGGCGACGUCGACGUUGUUGUCGGCGGGUCGGCCGGCCUUGCCAUCCUCCUCAACGCCGGCAUUGACUCGAGCGCCUCGUCGCCGCUUGCCGGGCCUGGCGUGCUGCUAGCCGUUGGCGUGCCGGGCGUGACUAUGCUCACUACCGCCGAUCUGAGUGGUAGCGGGAGUGCGUCUGAUCUGGUCUGGCUCAGCAGCGGGAGCCAAAGUGUGUACCUGGCAACGAUCAACGAGAGCGCAACGAGUCCGAGCGCUGUGUACGCCAGCCACGGCGAAGUGGCGCUGGGCUCGGAUCCCACCACGAUCUGUGUGGGUGAGCUCAAUAGCAACACCAUCAGCGACGUGGUAGUGGCCAUGGCCAACGGAACGAUCCUGGCGCUUGUUGAUGGCAACGGGAGCAACAUGCUUGUGCUUGGCACCGAUCUUGCUGGGCCCAUCCACCGGGUGGCCAUCGUGCCGAUGGCGGUUGGAUUUGGCCACGUGGUGGCCACGAGGAGCACCGACAACGUGUGGCUGGGAGCCCUUGCGCCGCAUCGCCCCGACUAUCGGACCUUCCACAGCUCGGCGAACGGUGUGGUGGCCGACAUCAACUCUGAUGGCAUCGACGACGUCGUGGCCAUGACCGCCAGUGGUGGUCGCGUCCAUCGCGGAAGCCGCAGCCUCGGGUUUCGCGCCCGAAGCUUCCCGAGAACACUGCCCGAGUGCGGCGGCGUGGCCGGCUCGAUUGUGUGCCUCUCGGCGCGGGCAGCGCGGGCACCGGCCGGCUACCACUUGGAGCUUGACGAUGUGCCCCAAAGUGGAUCGCGAUGUGUGCGGGCGAGUGGCGAGGCUGGGUACCAUACGCUGCGGCGCGACGUGGUCAUCGGGCCGGGCACCAUCGACUGUGGCGGCUACGGCGGCGUGCUGUACAGUGUGAGCUCAUCGGCGACGGUGACGCUAGAUCAUGUGGUGAUGACCUCGCGCGCGAGCGAUGCGCCUGUGCUUCGCCAUAGCGAAGCUGGCGCUGCGAUGGUGGUCGAGCCGUCGGCGACGCUGAUCAUGACCAAUGUGAGCAUGACCGGGUUUGUGGCGCGGGCCGGGACCGAGGUCCGAUCGUCGGCGGCGGUGCUCGGGGGAGCGCUACGGAUCCGCGGGAGCCUCAUCGCGCGCAACGUGAGCUUCACCCACUGCGCGGCGAGCCAGUUUGGCGGCGCCGUGGCUGUUCAGGCUACCGGCGCGGCCGAUCUGGUCGACGCGGUGUUUGAGAGCAACUCGGUGCUUGAUGGGCCCAAGACGGCGGUGGCUGGCGGCGGCGCCCUGGGCGUGGCGGCGGCAUCAAGCUUCUCCUGCACCCGAUGCGCUUUCUACAACAACGUGGCGAAUGGAGAGGGCAACGGCGGCGGAGCGGUGGCGCUCCGGGCCAUGGUCAUCAGCGUGACGAUGGCCGACUCGGUGUUUGUGGGCAACUCGGCAGCGCACGGCUACGGCGGCGCUGUCCUUGUCGAGUACGAUGGCUCGGGAACGACGACGACGCUUGCGCGCUGUAGGCUCGAGGCGUCGUACGCGCGGAUGGGCGGGAGUGUGGCUGCAGCGGUGACAAGCGUUCUGGCCAUCGGCGCCGGCUCGGCCGUCCCGCCCAGCUCCUCCAUCAGCAUCCUCUCGUCGUCGUCGCGGUUGGCGCUCCCGGACACGGUCAUUGUCUCGUCGGGCGCGCGAUAUGGCGGAGUGGCACUCUCUUGCGGCGCGGUGGUCGAUCUGUCGGCGUCCGAUCUGGCGGCGACGACCAUCUCCUACGAGCAGGCCGGCGGAGUGUGGUUCCAGUGUCCGCCGCUGGGCUUGGCGGCGGUGAUAGUGGGCGGGAGCGUGGCUGAUGCGAUGACGAGCAACAGGCAGGCAUACGGCCCGGCGCGGGCGUCAGCCGCGGUGUCAAUGACGUGGUCAGGCUCCGGAUCUGUCCUCCGUCAGGCGUCCGGGAUCGCGCUGGGCGCCUCCGGUGGCGUUCUUGUGGCGAGCGAUGUGUUUGGGCAGACGGUGACCGACGACUUGGUGACGAUCAGCUUGCGGAGCGCAAGCAGCAUGGCAGAGGUCUCGCCGGACCAAGCCGAGUGGGACGGAUCUAGCGGCGGGUACUCGCUCAAGCGGAUCGGGGUGGAGAUCAGCGGCGGGUUCUGGCCUGCCGAGCUGGACAAGGCCCACGAUGUGGUUGCCGAGCUGCCGAACGGCGAGGCGGUGUUGGUGCCUGUGGUGGUGAAUGGGUGCCCGGUCGGGUUUGGAGCGACGAGCGCGGUGCGAUCCGAGGCGCUGGUGUGCGUGCCGUGCACGGGCGCGACCGAGUCGACCGAGAUCUCGGUCGAGCCGUGCACCAUCGUGCCGUCGUGCACCGGGACGGGCUGGCCGAUCGACGGGGUCUGUGUCGACUGCCCAGCCAACACCAUCCGGCUGGCAAGGGGCAACGCCACAGCGGGCGCCGUACCGCCGUGCGUGUGCGCAGCUGGGUUCUGGAACGCCGAGUCGGCGGCGGACUUGGCGUGCGAGGCGUGCCCGACAGGAGCGAGCUGCGCGGGCGGUAGCGGGCCAUCGGCAGCGCCAUACGCGCGCAAAGGGUACUAUCGGGUGCGGGAAGGCGAGUUUGCCGAGUGUUUGAUCAAGGAGGCUUGCAUCGGACGGUCGCAGUGCGCGCCACAGUACGCCACAGGCUCGCUGCUGUGCAAGGACUGCGCGUCCGGGGCGUAUCGGCAGCCUGAUGGCGGGUGCCUCUCGUGUCCGCAGGCCGCGGCUUCGCUUUUGGGAGUGAUGGCGGUAGGCGUGGUACUGGCGGCGGUGGUGGCGUGCGUGCUGGCGGUGAUGGCGGUGAAGGAGUUCCAGAAGCGCGAGGAGAGUGAGUCUGUGCAGAGCUCACGGGUGCCGCACACGCUCUCGCUGGCGGUCAUCUUCUUCCAGAUCUUGGGCAUGCUGGCAAAGGCGCCGUUCAACUGGCCGCAGCCGCCGGUACAGCAGAUACUCGAGGCAGCCAACGUGGCAAACGUCGACAUCUCUGUCUUUGCCGUCGAUUGCUCUGUCCCAGCUUUUGCCGUCCGCUACGCCAUGAGCAUGUACACGACCUGGCUCUCGUGCGGCUGCUUUGCCGCCAUCGAUCGCCAGCGCAUGAGCAUUGUCGACAUCAUUCGCUGGGCGCUCUUCUCGUUUGGCCCGCUGGUGUACAUCCCGCUCUCGCGGUCGACGCUCGACUACUUUGACUGCACGCAGUACCCCGACGGCAAGUGGUACCUCGACUCUGAGCCGUCUGAGGAGUGCUUUACGGGGCGAUGGGCUCUGGGACUUCCGCUCGCUCUUAUCGGCCUUGUUCUGUAUGUCAUCGCUAUGCCGAUGGUCUUUGCCGCUGUGCUGUACAAGUGGCGGGCCGAGCUCGGCAGGGCGCACAUUGUGCUCCGCUACGGCGCCUUGUACUCGGUCUUCCGCAAGCACUACUACUUUGCCGGCGUGGUGUUUAUGAUCAAGCGGCUGACCAUUGUCAUCUUCUCGGUCUUUGCCUCCAACGUGCACAUGAUCCUUUUCACGGGCUUGCUCGCCGUCUUUGUCACCUCGAUGCUGAUGGUGAGCAAGCACGCGCCGUACCUCUACCAGCCGCUCAACGACAUUGAGCUCAAGCUCGACCUGUGCAUCAUUGCCUUGCUUGUCGCCGGACUGCUGUUCUGGGUCGACGAGUUUCCCAACCAGACUGUGUAUGUCAUCUUUGUUGUGGCCGUUGUCGUCGUCAUCGGCUUUGCCCUCGCCACCCUCAUCAUCGGCUGCCUCUUCGAGGCCCAGCAUCUCCGCAACCGGGCCCGUGUGGUGAGCGGAAGCCAGGGCAUGGGCUUUGGCCGCGAUGAGCUCCUCUUCAAGGUUGUCCGCAAGCAUGCACCCGAUCUCUCGCCGCACCUCCGCAGCGCGCUCAACAAGCUCGAUGCCGCGACGGUAGCCAGCGACAGCGUGGCCCAGAGCGUGCUUUGCCACGACUCGCCGUGGGCCGUUGAGCUGCUCGAGCGGCCCAACUCGGCGCCAGGGAGCGAGGAUGAGACAAGCGGAUCGGGAUAA
Messenger RNA from Thecamonas trahens ATCC 50062, 6351 nucleotides. RefSeq lists its product as uncharacterized. The transcript has 2 exons. Bases 52 to 6351 code for a protein of 2099 amino acids. NCBI's taxonomy places the organism in Eukaryota, Apusomonadida, Apusomonadidae. The record is from RefSeq and is a predicted model, not a curated record.